UCACUCAAACAAAGAGAACUCCAAGUCCAAAGAGUUCUUCACCUACCCCUACCACCACCACCAGCAGCAGUAGCUCCAAUGCUACUUCUCCUCCUGCUGGUUUGGUGUUUAUUUCUUUAAAGAAUUCACUCACUGUUCACAUAUGCUCUUUUAAUGGUGCUGUCAUGGAAACUGUUCACACUGUUGAUUGCAGCAGCAGUAUAACGUCAGCACUGAGAUAUUAUGAUCCCAUCAUAAAGAAACACAAAUGCACCAAUCCUUACAUCACUUCAUUAACAUGUACACAAUCUCAGCUACUGAUUGGUACCUCCACUGGUGUACUUAUUACACUAUCGCUAGUGGGAGGAGCUAACACUCAUCAACUCCACCCACUAAUCAGAGGUCACGUUGAUAGAGUGAGUACCCUGGUAUCAGUUCCGCCCACUCACACUAAUAGUAAUUAUCAAGUGUUUAUAAGUGGUGGCCAUGGGCUGGAGGAUAUUAAUAAAGCAAGAGCUAGUGAUGAUGUAUCAGAGACUGAGGGAUGUCUUCUCUUUUGGUAUUUAUCAUCUACUAAGAAUCAACAGCUGCACUGACUGACUGUCACAUGACUAUCACAUGAUUAAUAGCAUUUUAUUGUUUGUGUAUGUUUUAAGAUUAGCAUGACAUUACAAAUAAAAUUUGUGUAUUAUUAAUAAUUAUUAAAAAUUAAAACUUCAUGUCUGCAACUACUUGUAAA
Molecule: messenger RNA, 718 nt
Organism: Amphimedon queenslandica
Lineage: Eukaryota; Metazoa; Porifera; Demospongiae; Haplosclerida; Niphatidae
Exons: 2
Coding region: 165-575 (136 amino acids)
Source: RefSeq, a predicted model, not a curated record